AUGACUACUACCACAAUUUGUUGCAAGCCUCUCAGUCCGCUCAAUGUGUCAAACAUUGACUUCGGAGUUGAGUUGACGGGCAUUGACGUCGAGGCCAUGAAUGACGAUGAUUUCAAGAUUCUCCGUCAAGCAUUAUACGAGAACCAAGUCGUUGUUAUCAAGAACCAAGGCAACUUGACUCCUCGAGGACAGUACGAACUCACCCGCCGUUUCGAUCCCGCCGCAGGAGUCUAUAGCCAUGGCAAAUCCAUUGACAAGCGGAGUGUUCUGCACGCCGAUCUCACAACCAUUCCUCAUCAGCCACAAGUACAGGUUAUUGGCCACGGUUUUGUCAAGGAAUAUGAAGGAUUAUCCAACAUCCAGCUCCGACACCCUCACCACAAGGCCUUUCACAAAACACCCAUCUCCGCCGAAGAGAACGAAGACUUCACGCAUUUCUAUCGCUGGCACAUCGACUCUGCAAUGUAUAACCUGGAUCCACCACUGGUCACAUCCUUGCUAGCAGUUCAAGUGCCCAAAGGACGACGACAGACCUGCCGCUACGAUGACGGCACCGAUGCAACCCUCGACGUUCCGCUUGGAACAACCGCAUUCUUCAGCGGAUACCGUCUGUACGAGCUCCUAUCCGAGGAAGAGAAACAUUUCGUGCGCACCAGCAAGGCCGAGUACGCACCGCACCCAUACAUCUGGAUGAGCAAGGCAAAGUCUCGCUCGAAUGGGCUCGGUAUUGUAUCAGAGGGAUUGGAACUUGCCGAGGAAGACUUGCCUCCAUUUGAGGCCGAAAAGGUCAAAACCUACCCAAUGGCAUGGAAGAAUCCCGUGACGGGAAAGCUGGCCAUGAUGGUUUAUCCUACUUGCGUCAGGAAGAUACAUCUUGAGAAUGGCGAAGUUUUGGACAACCUUCCCGAGAUUCGAGAGCGGUUGUAUCGGUUACAGAGACGGGGUAUUGAUCCUUCCUAUAUCUAUCCGCACAACUGGGAGGAGGGUGACCUGGUGCUCUUCAAUAACCAUGGAGUCAUGCAUUCUAUUGUUGGAUCGUUCAAAGAUGAUGAGGUGCGGGUAUUCAGGCAAUGUAAUAUGGCCGCUAGCCGGCCUCCAAUGGGACCCUUGACGGUUUAG
Molecule: messenger RNA, 1119 nt
Organism: Penicillium verhagenii
Lineage: Eukaryota; Fungi; Ascomycota; Eurotiomycetes; Eurotiales; Aspergillaceae
Product: TauD/TfdA dioxygenase family protein
Exons: 2
Coding region: 1-1119 (372 amino acids)
Molecular function (GO): oxidoreductase activity
Source: RefSeq, a predicted model, not a curated record